CUGGAAAGAGAGAGAGCGUUAAAUUGGGCAUGCCGCCUCAGUUGAACUUGAAAGGUCAAGCAAACAGAAAAAAAUAAAGAAAGAAGCAGCUAGUUGAGGCGAGGCGGUGAGAAGAAGCUACUACCAAUCGGAAAGCUCUUUAUCAUUCUCUCUGAUCUUAAUAUUUCUCAAGGUUCUGUGAGCUCUUCAGGUUCACAUUUAGAAAGCGUUGCAAGGCUUUUUCUAAAUAUACUCAAAAGCCUUGUGGUUUGCUUCCUCGUGCUCUUUUCUGGUUGAUUUGAAGUGGAGAUACUGAAGUUUUUGAAGGUGAGGAUACAAUUAUUUGUUAUAAAAAAUCUCAUCACAAAGCUUUUAUGGAGUUAAGAUGGAAUAAUGCCAGGGUUUAGAAUGUUCCGAGUACAUGCAAACUAGUCUUUCCCGUGCACAAAGUCCUUCUCAGUGAUAAAAUUUGUUAGAUUUCGUGCAUGUUUCAUAAAACACAUGCCAAGUACCAUAUUCUUUAUGCUGAUUUGCUUUAUCCUGGCAAAAUUGUCUUUGCAAGCUAGGUAAAGGAUCAUGGUGGGAUUUAAGAAUCGGUACAUGGUAAUGGAAGUUUUCUUGGAUCCAAAUCGAGAUCUUGGAGUGGAUGAUCCUAUUAUAAUAACACAAUAUAAUGUUUCAAAAGCGAUUAAAGACAGUAUUCUCGUAAACUUUGGGGAGUGUGGUUUGGCUUCAUCCCUUGGAUCGUUCCAAGUCAAGUAUGUGAAUCCGAUUACCAAGCUAUGUAUCAUCAGAACCUCACGAGAGGAGUACCAAAAGGUCUGGUCUGCAAUUACCAUGGUUAGGCGCAUUGGUAACUGCCCAGUUCUAUUCAACCUGCUAGAUCUAAGUGGCAUUGGAACUUUUACUCAGCUUUUCUCUUUAAUUUUGCUUGUCCUUGUUGUUCUAGGAAGUAUCAAGGCCUGUAAAGUUGCUGCCUUGAAGUGUGAUGAAAUGAAAUUUGAGCACUACAAACUUGCAGCUGGAGCACCUCUCUCUACUGAUGUUAAUCAGCACAUGCAAAACUGUCUUGAAAAGAUCAAGAUUUUGGAGCACUGAGCCUUGCGUUGGUUGUAACCUACCGGCCUGCCAAAUUUUGGAGCACUACUUUGUUUUGCACAACUCAUGAACAGUUUCAAACUGGCGAUUUCUGAUCCAUCCCUUUCAGCAAUGGUGUCAUGAGUUGUGUUGGUCGUAAAAGACAACCUUAAUUAGAAUGCAAGGAUCAGCUAACAAGAACAAAUAGCCAAGGAUGGUCGAGUUGCUGCUCCAAGGAUCUAGAUCCAGGAAUCCCAUUCUUGACAAUUUUUUUUUUUUUUUUAUUUGCUUAUGGAAAGAAAUGCAAACAACAAAUCUUAUCAAUUUAUAAAUCCUUAGCUUAAUAAUAUUCUUACAUCAAAUAAAUACAUAUCUUUU
Molecule: messenger RNA, 1434 nt
Organism: Populus trichocarpa (black cottonwood)
Lineage: Eukaryota; Viridiplantae; Streptophyta; Magnoliopsida; Malpighiales; Salicaceae
Product: probable ribonuclease P/MRP protein subunit POP5
Exons: 5
Coding region: 556-1077 (173 amino acids)
Biological process (GO): tRNA 5'-leader removal
Cellular component (GO): ribonuclease P complex
Source: RefSeq, a predicted model, not a curated record